This is a messenger RNA of Eleginops maclovinus (Patagonian blennie), 1040 nucleotides long. Its product is annotated as olfactory receptor 1E16-like. The record is from RefSeq and is a predicted model, not a curated record. NCBI's taxonomy places the organism in Eukaryota, Metazoa, Chordata, Actinopteri, Perciformes, Eleginopidae. The coding region runs from base 1 to 873 and encodes 290 amino acids. Gene Ontology annotation, biological process: detection of chemical stimulus involved in sensory perception of smell; G protein-coupled receptor signaling pathway. Gene Ontology annotation, molecular function: olfactory receptor activity; odorant binding; G protein-coupled receptor activity. Gene Ontology annotation, cellular component: membrane. The transcript has 2 exons.
AUGGACUUCUUCAACUCAGCUCUUGGAAAAAACAUCACUUUUGUGCGUCCUGAAUAUUUCAUCAUAAGUGGAUUUAUUGGCAUACCUAAUAUCAAUUAUUACUAUGUAUUCCUCUGCUUUGUUUACAUGGUUUCAGUGUUGGGAAACACAGCUGUGAUGGCCAUAAUAUACUUGGACUAUAAACUGAGAACUCCCAAAUAUAUUGUAGUUUUUAAUUUAGCAUUUGUGGACCUGUGUGGUAGCUCUGCUCUGGUGCCAAAGGUUCUUGACAUCUUUCUGUUUAACCAUCAGAACAUCCCCUACGCUGACUGCAUGGCUUUUCUUUUUUUCUGCUACACGUGCCUUUCAAUGCAGGUUCUUAAUCUAGUUGCACUGUCGUAUGACAGACUGAUAGCUAUCAUGUACCCACUGCACUAUCAAGUGAAGGUGACCCACAGGUCCAUGCUGUCUCUGAUUGUCUGUUUCUGGGUCUUUGUUAUUUCUGUUUUACUUAUUGCAGUGGGCCUUCUAACAAGACUUUCCUUCUGUAAGUCUGUGGUUAUUAACAGCUAUUUCUGUGACCACGGACCCUUAUAUCGGCUGGCCUGCAAUGACAACAAACCUAACAGUGUGAUUAGUGUGUUUUUAAUUGUGCUACUUCUUUGGCUUCCACUCUCAUUUAUUCUGUUUAGUUAUUCAUUCACAUUUACUAUGCGUACAAAUAUAUCUCAAAAUGCCAGGAUCAUAAACCUGUCUCUGACCUCUGUUUUUCCUCCAAUGCUGAACCCAAUCAUUUAUGUUUUGCAGACACAAGAAAUCAAAGAAUCUAUGAAAAAAAUAUUAAAAAUCAGAAACAAGUCAAAAGUUACGGUGAAGAGAGAAAUCAUAAAGUGAUUAUUUGUUUUAGUUGUGCUUACGUGGAAACACAUUAUUGUGAUCAAAGUUUGUCUCUGUGCAGGUUGUCUUGAAGGAGUCUACUUUAUAUUAGAAAACCAAUGUUGUCUAUAAUUUAAUAUUUUACUGCAUAAUCAAAAGCAUACAAAUAAACCAACUUUGAAUUC